Monoraphidium neglectum is the source of this 606-nucleotide messenger RNA. RefSeq lists its product as hypothetical. Bases 1 to 606 code for a protein of 201 amino acids. The record is from RefSeq and is a predicted model, not a curated record. NCBI's taxonomy places the organism in Eukaryota, Viridiplantae, Chlorophyta, Chlorophyceae, Sphaeropleales, Selenastraceae. The transcript has 8 exons.
AUGCGCCAGGUGGAGAACGCGGUGUACGUCAAAAACCUGAAAAGCGCCAAGAAGCUCACAACCGGGGAGAGCGGCUGCCCCGACGUCAGGACCGGCGAGAUCAUGAGGCAGAGUGUUGCGGUCAUCACCACUGGCAUCGGGCAGGACGCGGCGGCCAUGUGCGUGUACGAGGUGCUGACGCGCUGCGGCCACCUGCUCUACAACGCCCAGUCAGCCGCUCUGUUCGGCCAGUGCUCCUUCCAGGGAGCCUCCGCGGCCGCCGGGCUGCCGCUGUCAGACGAGCUGCUCGCCGCGGCGGCCAAGGGCCUGGCGAGCCCGGCCGUGCCGCCGCGGCCGGCGAGGCUGCUGGCUGAGGAGGCUGCAUUUUGGGCCGCAAUGGCAGACGGGACCAAGGCCAAGUACCCGGCGCUCUCCCCCACAGCCGCCCCGAAGCUCUGGAGCUACAAUGAAUGCAUGGAGAUCAGCUCUCAGUACUUCUGGUCGGGCGCUCCCUGGGACAUGGUGGCCCGCAAGUACGUGGCUGACACCCUGAACGCCGCAAACAGGACCACAGGAAAGCCGGCCAGGGCCUACACGCAGGGUGAUGUCAUUGCGGCCGGACCAUAA